Messenger RNA from Dermacentor andersoni, 2033 nucleotides. RefSeq names its product diacylglycerol O-acyltransferase 1-like. NCBI's taxonomy places the organism in Eukaryota, Metazoa, Arthropoda, Arachnida, Ixodida, Ixodidae. Gene Ontology annotation, cellular component: endoplasmic reticulum membrane. Gene Ontology annotation, molecular function: diacylglycerol O-acyltransferase activity. The record is from RefSeq and is a predicted model, not a curated record. Gene Ontology annotation, biological process: triglyceride biosynthetic process.
CACUGUUUGCCGCCGCAGCAGAUGAGCCCAGCGAGGGCGCCGGACCCGCAAGCGGACAGUCAGCGCCAACACGCGUACCGAAGCGGCUGGCCCGUCUCGCUGACACCCACGACUUACCAGCGACGGCUUUUCAUCAAGCUUUUGCACCCUCACUUCAUGUUCGAGCUCUGGUUACUGGCGGCGAACUUUGCAUUUCGGGCACCUGAGUGACAUCCAACGAAGGCCUCCUCUACGCCUGUCGUUCAAACGGGCGUCGGUGGCAUCCUGUACGCACAUGUGAAUCAGAUGAAAAAUCGUACAGGCACAGUGACCGCAGGCGAAGCUCCGCGUUCCCUCGUCAUCAUUUCCUGACAACGACGCUCCCAGUGACUGCCCGCACAGCCGAAAUUAGUGUCGGUCGUGACAGAGACAACUUUCUGUUCGAAGUUACGCCUACUGGGCUGACUGCGGUCACUUCACACUAUCCUUUGUGUGCGUAAAUCCACUGCAUUCGUGCUUUCGUCCUUCCAGGGACCGCUCGGAAAUUCCGUGUGUGAGCAGAACCCGUUCGUUACAGCUGGCGCCAUGGCAACCAUCCGUAAUCGAGGAACAGUGCACAAAACAGUUUCAACCGAAGAGGUCACGGCGUGUUUCCCAAAUGCGACCAUAACCCGGAGCUUGUCAAAGUCUACGUCUCCCUUCCAAUUUCUCUGCAGGCAAUUUCACAAGCCUCGGGAAUCAUUGCUCAGCCAACCUGGAGGGCUCAUUCGCCUCAGAGGAUUCGCAAACUUCACUGUGGUGUUGCUGAUACUGUUCAACUUGAGAUCGGCUGUUUACAAUAUAUCGAGGGCGUUCAAUUACUGCGAACUAACAAAAUGGCUGCUUUACGUCUUCACUGACACCGGAAGCAUCCCGCCUGUUUUGGCUGCAAUCUGUCACCCAGUGGCGGUGUGCGUCUCACUCCAAGCGGAAAAGCUACUGGCCACGAAAAAAGUUGGGAAAAAGACGUUUGCAGCCGUGGUAGCGGCGAACCUGGCGGUGCUGCUCGUCGUGCCUCCGCUGUUCUUGUUUCAUGUGCCAACCAACCUGGUGGCAUCCAUUGCCUGCAUUUGGCUGACGGUAAUCGUCUGGCUGAAACUGGUGUCUUACCACAUGGUGAACUGUUCUUUUCGGUGGGAAGACCCGUCCGAGCACAAAACCGGAAACGGCAACGUCUCCUUGGUGGAAAAAGAUGCAGGUGCAGUGUGCCAGCACGCCAAUGGUGCAGCGGUCAACGGCCAUAUUGCCAAGCUCGUCGUCUAUCCCGACAACCUCAAUGCUGCAGACAUAUGGUACUUCAUGUUUGCCCCAACGUUAUGCUACGAGUUCAACUUCCCUCAGAGGCCGAAGAUACGAAAAUUGUUUCUGCUUCGGAAAACUUUGGAAGUAAUCAUUAUACCAGUGCUCAGUGUGACGCUGCUAAACCAAUGGGCAAUGCCCGUCCUGGCCAUGGCUGCGAAAGCGUAUGAGGAAAUGGACGCAUGGGAGCUCUUCAAGGCAUAUAUAGACCUGAUGGUUUGGAACACCGUCUUUUGGCUUAUGAUGUCGUUCUGGCUCUUCCACUCGGCCCUUAACUGGCUCGGCGAGGUGCUGGGGUUUGCCGACAGGGACUUCUACAGAGACUGGUGGAACGCCGAUUCCGUAAGGGGCUUCUGGAACCGGUGGAACUUGCCCGUGCACCGCUGGUGCUGGCGCCACAUCUACGCUCCACUCGUGGGCGCAGGGUUUACCAAGAGCCAGGCGCAAAUGGCCGUGUUUGUCGUGUCAGCCAUUUUUCACGAGUAUAUCUCGAGUCUACCCCUGAAGACAAUUUACGGCGUGGCAUUUAUUGGCAUGGCUGUGCAGCUGCCGCUCUUCUAUUUUUACGACAAUUUCAUCCACGAGCGAUUCCCGAAGAUGGGCAAUGCGAUUGUUAUGCUGCUCUUCAUAUUUCUGAUGCCCGCUGUUGUUACCCUCUACUACUGCAAGUGUUUUACCAUAAUCAUGGGCGAACAAUAAAGGUAUCAAGGAGAGGA